This is a messenger RNA of Amphibalanus amphitrite, 2651 nucleotides long. RefSeq lists its product as uncharacterized. NCBI's taxonomy places the organism in Eukaryota, Metazoa, Arthropoda, Thecostraca, Balanomorpha, Balanidae. Bases 141 to 1883 code for a protein of 580 amino acids. The record is from RefSeq and is a predicted model, not a curated record. The transcript is spliced from 10 exons.
AAUUUCGUUUCAAUUCUGGCGCAACCACUAUUGUGUGAUUUUUUUUUGUCUGUGUCCUUUUUUUGUUUGUUUCAUUGAUCUGGGGCAUUCUUUUGCUUUUAUAUCAAAACACAACUCAAAGAGUAGUACCUAUAUAAAACAUGCAGCUGCUGCUUUCUGAUUUGCUGUGGCUAAUCACAGUGACUUUUGCUGCUCUUGAGAUGGAACCCAGCCAACAAAGCAUUGAAGAAGGAAAACAACAGUAUGAAAUGCUAACACAGAAAGCUCAGAUACCUAAUUUUGGCGAGUGCUGGACGGCGGCACUGGAGGAGCUGCGCCGGGACUGUCGACACUUGGAUGACGUCACCCAGGCGCGGCUGGCGCUGCGGUUCGCCUCCUGCUUCCUGCAGACCUCGGGCCUGCAGCCAAUCAGCUGCCAGGAGAUGGAUGACGUCAGACCGUGCCUGCGGCGGCUGACAGACCGACAGUUUGACAGCUACCGCGAGUUCUUCACCCACACACAGAACAUGUGCUCGUUUCUGCAGGUCCAGGUGUGGAACCGUCAGACGGGUCGUCUCAUCUCCCGGCUGGGCUCGGAGGCGGCCGCCGUGGCCGAGCGCCUGGAGCGCUCCGGUACCGUUCAGGAGGACAUCCUUCGGGCUCAGGAGCGCGCACUGGGCAACCAGCAGCAGCUGAUGGACCAGGGCCACAGGAUGUCCAGGGACGUGGACACGUGGAGGGAGAACAUGCAGCUCAUGGUGCAGGACUUCAGGGAGCAGACGGCCGAGCACCGCGACCUGAUCCUGACGGUGUUUGACCGCCUGACGUCUCUACAACAGCUGGUGCUGGACCGCUUCAGCUGGUUCAACUCGCUGGCGCACUAUGUGGCGGGUGUGCUGCUCGUCUACCUGCUGACGUCCACAGCGAGAACCGCCGGCGCCAGACUGUGGCUGUUUCUGGUGCUGACGACCAACCUGGCUCUGGAGCGGCUACUGGCGGCUUACUUCAUAUCGGCCGAGUCGCCCCUGGAGGCCAGAACAGCUCAGCAGACGGGGGCGCUGCUGGACAGCUCGGUGUGGCUGCUGCGCCGGGCGGCAGUCUCCGUCUGUCUGCUCAUCCUGGCCGGCACCGUGUACCGCUACCGCGACCUCAACGCGGCCAACAACCAGCUGCUGCUGGAGCUGCACCGGCAGCACCGCGAGCUGCGCGCCUACCUCGCCGCUAAGGGGAUGCCGGUCAGCGACGUUACAGAUGGCGCCACCACCACCUCACCGGGUGUCUUCACCGGCCUGCGGAGUGGCGCCACCCCGUGGCCAAGGCGGUCACUAACGGGCCUCCCUGACCUGACCCCGAGACUGGCUGGGUCAGGCUCGGAGAGGACCGCUGACCUGAAGAGGUCGGGGUCGCGGCACGCGGUGUCCGCCGCCGGAGACGUCACGGAUGGAGGAGGUUCGGCGGGGCCGGUGUUACGCGAGCUCUCCCCGCCUGCCGAGGAGGGCGGCUCGGACUCCGUCUCUCUGUCCAGUGACGCGUCCCUCUGCCGGGCCGUGUCGGUGCCGGCCGCCGAGGACCCGCCCCGCAGGCGGCGGCCCAGUCUGGUGGAUGUACUGAGCGGGUCUCUGGAGCUGGGCGCGGCACUGAGGUCGGCAUCGCGGGGUGAUAGUUCGCUGGAGCUGGGAGCGGCCCUGAGGUCGGCCGCCUCCUCCUCACGGGGGAGCAGCUCACCAUCAGAGACACCUCAGCCGUCUCCGGGCCGGUACAACCUCCGCACGCGGCCGAGCCCGGUGGGCGGAGGGUCGCCGGCGCCGCUGCGGUCCCCUGCCAGCCUGUCUCGGGCCGCACAGCGUCUGAGCACGCUGACAGAACAGCAGGAGGUGCUGGUCCGCCGGGCGCUGAGACGGUGAGGGAUGCUCCGACAGGGGUGAAGAGAGUGGAGGGGAGGGAGAGAAUCUGAAGGGUUAGAGAUGAGGGGUACGUGAUGCGGUUAGUUGGGCUGUGUACAGUCUGCUAUGAUUCUGUGAGUGGAGGUAAGAUGCGUGCAAAUUGACAACAAUGCCUUCUGCUUGUAUGUUUGUGGAAGGACAAGUCUCAAAUGCCAAUGGUUUCUUAGACAAUGUGCCUUUUGGAAAGGCCGUUUUGUGCUAUGGCACGAUCAACCAGUCUUCCAAAGUAUGCGAUCUCAGGGUUAUGAUAUAAUUUACGCACGUCUGUGAAGUCAGAUGUUUUGAUAAGGGACCAUUUUGCGUGGCCGAGGUGUGCUUUGUGUAUUCUUAUCGUAGUUCCAGCAAACAUGUGAACAAACAUAACAUUGACGUGUCGAUUGUAUUUACCAUACAGUGCACAGCAUGCAACGUCCUCUUUUUAUAUAUUUAUUUACAUGAUUGUCUCAACCGCUUACAAGCGUACGAUUCACAAUAAUGCUUGAUAAUGUUUAUCCAUGUGUCUUGAUAGUAAUUGUACUUUGACGGGCAUUUUGACCAUGAGCUGUUUUGCCAUUAAUGUUAACAGCUUGUGAGAUUGAAGCUUCCUACCUAAAUGUAUCCAGUGACCAGUCGCUAAUUAGCAUCUCGGUGCUGUUGCAUUAAUAGGCUGGAACGACUAGGCCAGGCAUAAUAUGAACUGCAACUCUGUCACGAAAUUGAAUGACUUGAACAUAAUACACGCAUAUUGUU